Messenger RNA from Beta vulgaris subsp. vulgaris (sugar beet), 903 nucleotides. Its product is annotated as major strawberry allergen Fra a 1-3. Gene Ontology annotation, biological process: defense response; abscisic acid-activated signaling pathway. The coding region runs from base 110 to 595 and encodes 161 amino acids. The record is from RefSeq and is a predicted model, not a curated record. The transcript has 2 exons. NCBI's taxonomy places the organism in Eukaryota, Viridiplantae, Streptophyta, Magnoliopsida, Caryophyllales, Amaranthaceae. Gene Ontology annotation, molecular function: abscisic acid binding; signaling receptor activity; protein phosphatase inhibitor activity. Gene Ontology annotation, cellular component: cytoplasm; nucleus.
CAGAUCAACUUCAUAUUUCUUUACAAAUCAACUUCUUUUAUCACAUCAUCUUCACUAGUUAAUCUUCCAAGUUUAGUUCUUCAAAUUCAAUAGGAAAACACUAUAUAUCAUGGGUGUAAUCACAUGCACAUUGGCCGACUUCACCAGCACGGUUGCCCCGGCCCGAUUGUUCCAAGCUUGUUGUAUUGACAACCAUAACUUCUUGCCCAAGGUUGUGCCUCACUUUGUUAAAUCUAUGGAACUCGUUGAAGGUGACUCCACUGCUGUUGGAUGCGUCAAACAGAUCAAUUUCCCCGAUGAGGCACCAUUCAAAUAUGUGAAGAAUAGAGUGGAUGAGAUUGAUGCUAGUAAGUUCUACCUCAAAUAUACAAGCAUUGCAGGAGAUGUUUUUCCUGACAUAGUGGAGUCUGCUGUGUAUGAAAACAAAUAUGAGCCUUCCGGCGCCGGAACUCACUAUACGAUGGUGGCACACUAUCACCUGAAGGGAGAUAAUGUGAUGAAGGAAGGGGAGGUUGAAAGUGCGAAAGAAGGCAUACUUAAGAUGUUUAAGGCUGUGGAAGAACAUCUCAUUGCCAACCCUCAAGUUUAUGCUUGAACUACUAUAUCCAAUUAAGUUCAAUGAGUGAAACUUGAUUAAGUUUUUCGAGUAUUUCAUGUGAAAUAAUUAUGUUUAAAUAUGAGAAUGUCUUAUGUGUGUGGUAGUGUUAUACUUCUUAUAUUCUACUUUUUCUUUUUCCUCAUUUGAAAAUAAUGACGAAGUGAUCUUAAAUCAUGCUUGCUGAGAUGUGAAGUAGUAAGAUAUGUUAAUUUUCGUCACAUAUUUGAUAUUGUAUCUGUUUUUUUAGUUGCAACACUUUCUUAUAUUGGAUAUUCUCAAAUAAUGUAACAUAUCUUUUUUGGGUA